Saccostrea echinata is the source of this 1268-nucleotide messenger RNA. Its product is annotated as GTP-binding protein GEM-like. Gene Ontology annotation, molecular function: GTPase activity; calcium channel regulator activity; GTP binding. Bases 52 to 1167 code for a protein of 371 amino acids. Gene Ontology annotation, cellular component: plasma membrane. The transcript has 4 exons. The record is from RefSeq and is a predicted model, not a curated record. NCBI's taxonomy places the organism in Eukaryota, Metazoa, Mollusca, Bivalvia, Ostreida, Ostreidae.
AGGUCUUAGCUGUGUGACUUUGAAGAUACACCUGUAUAAACCGUGCUUAUAAUGAGGAAAGAAAAUCAAGUCACGGAAACUCUGGAAGACACAAAUUCUUUGCUCUGCACUCAGUCGGAACUAAAAUCGUCAACAAUGUUUUCUGAAUCUCCGGAAAAAUCAUUUAACAAGUCCCGUGUCGCCCGUCCGUCUGUGUCCGCUCCACAAUCCAGGACGAGCUCCAUACGAAAAGUUAAAACAGAUAGCCUUGGACAAACUAGCAAAAAUAUACGAAGGAAUAGUCUUCCACUAGAUUAUGAUUUGACAAAUAUAUUUCCAUUUCACGACGGAAAUUUCCCUCAACGCACUAAUUCUCAUGAGACUUUCCAACGUGUAAGAUCAUUUAAAGUGACUUCCAAAGGACUUGUUAACCAUGGCGAUUCCUUCAGAAAUAAAAACAGGGGUAGAACUCUUCCGUCAAGUGGAUCAUUUAAACUUGACAAAAAACAGCCAUUGCCGAGCGAAACCUCAAAUGAUACGGACAGUUACUCUAGUAGUGCUAACGAGUAUUUUCGAAUUGCAAUACUUGGUGCCCACAGUGUUGGAAAAACAACGCUUAUGAACCAGUUUAUGACAUCUGAAUAUAUUGGCGGACAGGACGAUGUCAGUGACAACAGAGCUUCCAUGAAUGUUUCGGUGCUCCUCGAUGGCGAAGAAUCCUCACUUGAAUUUUGGGAUGCUCAGGUAGACCAUAAUGUUGGUGAAAGUUUUUUUGAUGCCUUUAUCUUCGUUAUGUCGGUGGAUGAUGUGGCUUCUUUUGAUACAGCAAACGAUGCCAUGCACCGCCUAAGGAACGAUCUGGGUUCUGAUCGCCCUAUUAUUCUUGUUGCUAACAAGAUUGAUUUGGUACGCAACAGGAAAGUCACCUCCGAAGAGGCUAGACAAGUUGCAAAUCAACAUGACGCCAAAUAUAUUGAGACGUCCGUGACAUUACACCAUCACGUGGAUGAACUUUUAGUCGGGAUAAUACGUCAGAUCCGGUUGCAAUUAAAUGGCAUUAUUCCGACAUUCGUGUCUUUCAAUAGCAAGAAACAAAAGUACAUAAAAGGGCCAAGAAACUUUCUAAAGAAGAUUCUAAAACUUAAAAGAAAAAGCAAAGAGUCAGUUGAGAAUGUAAUUGAAUAUUAAGUUACUUUUAUGUGAAUUUAUCUGUGAUAAUAUAUACAUUCGAUUUGAUAUAAACAUGCGAUUUGUUAAACUGAGUUGUUAAUAAAUUUGUUGAACUGAUA